Molecule: messenger RNA, 1602 nt
Organism: Phyllostomus hastatus (greater spear-nosed bat)
Lineage: Eukaryota; Metazoa; Chordata; Mammalia; Chiroptera; Phyllostomidae
Gene: SBDS
Product: SBDS ribosome maturation factor
Exons: 5
Coding region: 230-982 (250 amino acids)
Biological process (GO): cytosolic ribosome assembly; ribosome biogenesis
Source: RefSeq, a predicted model, not a curated record
UUAUUUGUCGCUCUUCCCGGUUCGGUUUUCGCAGAACCUGAAGCCUGCGCAGUAAGUCAGUCCAGUGUGUGGUGGCGGCCGGCUAGGCCGAGUCAGUCGCGCGACUUAGCUCUCUGCGUGCGAGACUGUGCUGCGUGACGCCGGGUCGUUACAGUGACGCGCAAGUGGCUCUCAGGCCGGUGGCGCAGGUGUGCCGUUGUUGGGUGGACCCAAAAUCUGAGCAGCCACAAUGUCCAUCUUCACUCCCACCAACCAGAUCCGCCUAACAAAUGUGGCCGUGGUACGCAUGAAGCGCGCUGGGAAGCGUUUCGAGAUCGCCUGCUACAAAAACAAAGUCGUCGGCUGGCGGAGCGGCGUGGAAAAAGACCUUGAUGAAGUUCUGCAGACCCACUCAGUGUUUGUAAAUGUUUCUAAGGGUCAGGUUGCAAAGAAGGAAGAUCUCAUCAGUGCAUUUGGAACAGAUGAUCAGACUGAAAUCUGUAAGCAGAUUUUGACUAAAGGAGAAGUUCAAGUAUCAGAUAAAGAACGGCAGACACAGCUGGAGCAGAUGUUUAGGGACAUUGCAACUAUUGUAGCUGACAAAUGUGUGAACCCUGAAACAAAGAGACCCUACACUGUUAUCCUUAUCGAGAGAGCAAUGAAGGACAUCCACUAUUCAGUCAAAAUCAACAAGAGUACAAAACAGCAGGCUUUGGAAGUAAUAAAGCAGUUAAAAGAGAAAAUGAAGAUAGAACGUGCUCACAUGAGACUUCGGUUCAUUCUCCCAUUGAAUGAAGGGAAAAAGCUGAAAGAAAAGCUUAAGCCACUGAUCAAGGUUAUAGAAAGUGAAGACUACGGUCAGCAAUUAGAAAUUGUGUGUCUAAUUGACCCGGGCUGCUUCAGAGAAAUUGAUGAGCUAAUAAAAAAGGAGACAAAGGGCAAAGGUUCUUUGGAAGUGCUCAAUUUGAAAGACGUGGAAGAAGGAGAUGAGAAAUUUGAAUGACAUUCAUCAGUCUCUUCAGCUUUGAAACACUAAAACAUUUUCACUUCCCAAAGUCCUGUUUUCUUUCUGUGGUCUGCCAAAUACUUGCUCAGACUAUUUUAUGUUUUCCAUCUUUGUGUUAAACAUAAAAAUACGUUGCUAAGUAAGUAUUAUAAUGUGGGGUUAAUUUAGUUUUAUUUAUAAAUUGGGGUCAUAGGUAAAAAUGAAAAAUUCAAGAUACAAAGUCCAGAGCAGCAUUUUGCUGUCUUCAUGCCUUUGUAGCUUUCCAAGGGGAAAGUUAUUUGAGGAGGCUCUUGUGAGCAAAAAGUUAAAUUUUGUACAUUUUAAUAUUGGGGAGGAUAUGUCUACAUAACAAAAAGGGAGCAUUUGGUGAAAAAACAAUGUGUGUACAGGGGUUACUCUAUUGUGGCCUAAUACAAAGCUUGGAUGAUGACUUCCUGAUUAUCUGAAAAAUAGAUAUGGCUGUGCAAGACUUAAAUAAUUUUCAUUAAAAAUGCUGCCAUAACCUAGAUUAUUCUUGGUAAAAAAAAAAAAGUUUAUUUCUAAUUUUUAAAGUUUAUAAUAUAUGUUAAUACAGCUGAAAUUAUGAAAUCAAUAAACCACUCUUUAUUUUUAUUAAA